Molecule: messenger RNA, 2415 nt
Organism: Pipistrellus nathusii (Nathusius's pipistrelle)
Lineage: Eukaryota; Metazoa; Chordata; Mammalia; Chiroptera; Vespertilionidae
Source: the annotation of a GenBank genome assembly
AUGAAGAACACUCACUCCCAGUCGCGCCUGAAGUCCUUUCUGGAGCGCCACGGGCUGUCCUUGCUGUGGAUCUGGAUGGCGGAGCUGGGGGACGGCCGGGAGAGCAACCGGAAGCUUCAGGAGGAGAUUAUAAAGACUUUGGAACAUUUACCUAUUCCUACCAAAAAUAUGUUGGAAGAAAGCAAAGUGCUUCCAAUCAUCCAGCGCUGGUCUCAGACCAAGACUGCGGUUCCUCAGCUGAGCGAAGGCGAUGGGUAUUCCAGCGAGAACACGUCCCGGGCUCACACCCCGCUCAACACCCCCGAUCCCUCCGCCAAGCUGGGCGCGGACGCCGACACAGACACCCCCAAGAAGCUCGUGUUCCGCAGACUUAAAAUCAUAAGCGAAAACAGCAUGGACAGUGCCAUCUCGGAUGCCACCAGCGAGAUGGAAGGCAAGGACGGCAAAGAGGACCAGGAGCCGGUGGAAGGCCUCCCGGUGGAGGAGGAGGAAGAGUCGCCGUCACAGCCCCCGCUCACCCAGCAGCUGCCUGAGGCCAAGGCUGACGGGGACGCUGCUGGGGAGGCCAGCAAGCUGCCGGCCCCCGGCCCUGAGGCCGAGGGCGAGGCAGAGCCGGGAGAGAGCGGUGCGAAGCCGGAAGAGCACACGGCGGAGGAGACGCCGUCCCAGGACGAGGAGGAGGGCGUGUCCGACGUGGAGAGUGAGCGCAGCCAGGAGCAGCCGGACAAAGCCGUCGACAUCAGCGAUCUGGCCACCAAGCUCCUAGACAGCUGGAAAGACCUAAAGGAGGUCUACCGGAUUCCAAAGAAAAGCCAGACGGAGAAGGAGAGCGCAGUGACUGAACGGGGAAGGGACGCUACUGUCUUCAGAGAUCAAGCUGCUGCCCCAAAGACUCCCAACCGGUCAAGAGAGAGAGACACAGACAAGCAAACUCAGAAUAAAGAGAAGCGGAAACGAAGGGGCUCCCUCUCGCCGCCCUCCUCUGCCUACGAGCGAGGCACCAAGAGGCCCGAGGACAGAUACGAUACCCCGACCUCCAAAAAGAAAGUGCGGAAGGACCGCAACAAGCUCUCGACGGAGGAGCGGCGGAAGCUGUUCGAGCAGGAGGUGGCUCAGCGGGAGGCCCAGAAGCAGCAGCAGCAGAUGCAGAGCCUGGGGAUCACGUCUCCGCUGCCCUACGACUCUCUCGGCUACAGCGGCCCUCACCACCCCUUUGCCGGCUACCCACCGGGGUACCCCAUGCAGGCCUACGUGGACCCCAGCAACCCCAAUGCUGGGAAGGUGCUCCUCCCCACCCCCAGCCUGGACCCCGUGUGCUCCCCUGCUCCUUACGAUCACGCUCAGCCCCUGGUGGGACACUCUGCGGAGCCCCUGGCCGCCCCCCCAGCGGUGCCCGUGGUGCCACACGUGACAGCCCCCGUGGAAGUGUCCAGCUCUCAGUACGUGGCCCAGAGCGAAGGGGUGGUGCACCAAGACUCCAGCGUCGCCGUCCUGCCAGUGCCGGCCGCAGCCCCGGUCCAGGGACAAAAUUACAGCGUCUGGGAGUCAAACCAGCAGCCGGUCAGCGUGCAGCAGCCCUACUCGACGCCCACGCAGUCGCAGCCGACCAUCUAUUACCAAGGACAGACCUGUCCAACCGUCUACGGCGUGACGUCCCCCUUCUCCCAGACAACGCCCCCCCUCGUGCAGAGCUACGCCCAGCCGAGCCUGCAGUACCUUCCCGGGCAGCAGAUCUUCUCGGCGCCGGGCGUGCUGGUCCAGCCGGCCGCGGCCGUGACGGCCGUCGUGGCGCCGGGGCAGCCCUCGCCCCUGCAGCCGCCGGAAAUGGUGGUGAGCAACAACCUCCUGGACCUGCCACCGCCCUCUCCUCCCAAACCAAAAACCAUCGUCUUACCUCCCAACUGGAAGACCGCCCGCGACCCUGAGGGGAAGAUCUAUUACUACCACGUCGUCACGAGGCAGACUCAGUGGGACCCGCCCACGUGGGACAGCCCGGGAGACGAGGCCAGCCUGGAGCACGAAGCCGAGAUGGACCUGGGAACCCCGACGUACGACGAGAACCCCAUGAAGGCCUCAAAGAAGCCCAAGACAGCAGAGGCAGACACCUCCAGCGAGCUGGCUAAGAAGAGCAAGGAAGUGUUCCGGAAGGAGAUGUCCCAGUUCAUCGUCCAGUGCCUGAACCCCUACCGGAAGCCGGACUGCAGAGGGGGGCGGAUCACCACCACGGAGGACUUCAAGCACCUCGCUCGGAAGCUGACUCACGGCGUCAUGAACAAGGAGCUGAAGUACUGCAAGAACCCGGAGGACCUGGAGUGCAACGAGAACGUGAAGCACAAGACCAAGGAGUACAUCAAGAAGUACAUGCAGAAGUUCGGGGCCGUGUACAAGCCCAAAGAGGACACGGAGCUGGAGUGA